AGUAAUUGCUGUUUGUGGGCUGCGGCAACAUAUGUUGAGCGGAGCAAAUAUAUAUAAAUAGAGAGGGUGCAAAAAUACACAUUGCAAGCGUGGAGCAGAACAAGCAGCCCUCUUUUGCCCCCUUUCUCCUUCUAUCUUCUUCCCAUUUCAAGAAAAACUUAGGGUUAGGGUCUGCGUUUCUUUCAUUUUUUUUUCCUUCCGUUUUUGUGAUUGUGAAGAGGGAAAUAUGCAGCAGACUCCACAGUUGAUGACCAUCACCACUGAGCAGAUUCAGAAGUGCCUGGACGAGAAUAAACAGUUGAUUAUGGCAAUACUGGAGAAUCAAAACCAGGGGAAGUUCGCUGAGAAUGCCUCGUUUCAAGCUCAGCUGCAGCAGAACCUAAUGUAUCUAGCUAAAAUUGCUGAUGCACAGCCACAAGCACCAACAACAUCUUCUCAGAUGCCUCCACAGUCUGCAGUGCAGCAAGAGCAAUACGUUCAGUGUGCACAAGCUGUAAUGGCUAAGCAACAUCCAGGUUUCUUAGCUCCGAAGUUGCCUUUCCAUUUGAAUGACCAGCAGCAGCAAACACAGCAGCUGAUGUAUCUCCAACAACAGCAACUCAACCAACCACAAAUGGGCUUAAGAUCUGCUGCCCCUAGUGGUACUUAUCAGGGCGUGCAAAGUGGGCUUGGAAACAAUUUCAUGAACGUUCAAGCAAUCAAACAGGAUAGCUCAGAAGAUGGUGCUGAUGAAGGCCUUCAAAACUCCGCCUAUGGACAUAACGCAACAGAUACUGAGAGCAUGAGGCUUAAAUGAUGUUAACAUGGCUAAUACCCUGGUGUUUAUAUUGUGUAGAGCUCAUCCGGUACUUCCCUGCCUCAAAUCAUCUGAUUGCAUUUUGCUGUCAUUUUUGGUGCUACGGAAAAUGAGGAAGAAAGUGGUAUGGACAUAUCUCUAAUACAUGUGGAGAGCUAACUUUGUGUUUUUUGUCGUCUCUUUGACUUGAGUUGUAUUGCGCACAUGAAUCUCUUGGCAACACAUUGGGUAUGAAUAAAAAACUCUUUUAAGCUUCCUAGGUUGCAUGGAUAAU
Molecule: messenger RNA, 1070 nt
Organism: Theobroma cacao (cacao)
Lineage: Eukaryota; Viridiplantae; Streptophyta; Magnoliopsida; Malvales; Malvaceae
Product: GRF1-interacting factor 3-like
Source: RefSeq, a predicted model, not a curated record